This is a messenger RNA of Zingiber officinale, 2200 nucleotides long. RefSeq lists its product as uncharacterized. Gene Ontology annotation, biological process: maturation of LSU-rRNA; maturation of 5.8S rRNA. Gene Ontology annotation, cellular component: Las1 complex; preribosome, large subunit precursor. The transcript has 10 exons. The record is from RefSeq and is a predicted model, not a curated record. Gene Ontology annotation, molecular function: endonuclease activity. Bases 239 to 2089 code for a protein of 616 amino acids. Lineage: Eukaryota; Viridiplantae; Streptophyta; Magnoliopsida; Zingiberales; Zingiberaceae.
GGGUUUUUGAUACCUUUCUCGCGCGCCGCACUUCCUCCUCGCCGUUCGCCGUUCGCCGUUCGCACGCCAUCGCCGCACCUGAUACAACUCUAACGCUCCACGAGCCAUCACUGCUAACUCACAGCACCGACGAGCGGCCUAACUUCGGCGAGACGGCGAGCAAGCAGCAUCAGGGAUCUACCCUCUCGAGCCUGCAAGUGAAGGUGUAGGCUGCUAUCGACGGAAGCUAAGGCUUUUAAUGUCUGCGAUGGAACUAAUGGGGCCGGAGGAAGAGCUAUCCUUAGAUUACAAGCUCGUGCCAUGGUCCAGUUGGGAUCAGUGGAACUUUGUCAGAGAAUGCAUCUUCUCUUCAUCACCCAAUGCUGUCACCAUGGCUUUGCAAAGAAUAUCCACUUGGCGGAGCAGAGGCUGCCUUCCCAUCCCUAUUCAUGUCACAGCUUCUAUCGUCAAGAUUCAACAGAAGGAUUUUUUCUUCAGGAGUGACCUUACAGAUGGCAUGCUAGAAUCAGAUGAGAUGCUUUCUAUGCUCUACAGCAUGGCAAUCAUCAGGUUUGUUAAUUGCUUUGUUGGACAUAAGAAAACAAAGUUUUCCAUUGCUGAGUUAGCGGAUGCAAUUGGUAUACCAAGAGUGUUGGUUGACAUUCGUCAUGAGAGCUCUCAUCGUGAUCUUCCAUCUCUUCAGCGAGUUCGUCAUGCUAGUGUGAAGGCACUAGAUUGGCUGAAAUUUAAUUACUGGGAGGCCCAAAAGAACAGGAUUCCUGAUGUUCGUAAAGUAAUUAGGUCUAAGUUACUUGAGAUGACUUGCUACUUGAAAACAAAGAAUGUCGCAACCAGUUCAGGUGUCAAACAGAGACGCCUGAGUGGACCUGAUAUGCUAAGAGCAGGGAAUAAACUCUCUUCACGCAUGACCACAAUGCUUCAGUCUUCUAAAUCCAAUAGGUCUCAAAAACCGCUACCCAGGAUAACAAAAAUUAUUGCUCGUCUCUAUUCAUCUUAUCCAUCAGAAGUAGUUUCUGUUCUGUUGGAGCUUUUUCAUCUACAAACACCAGGAUCCUCUGACAACAUUGAUGUGGAAAAUUCCAUUGAAUCAGAUGCUGGCAAUCAAGGGUCCGCCAAUUCGUUGCAUGAUUUAAAAACUAUCAUUACCAGAUUGUCUAGCAAGAAACCCAGAUUAUUAUUGAGCUUGCUGAGAAAAAUUCUUGAAACUAUUGAAAUCAGAUUCGCCAAAAGCCUCUCUGGUGAAUGCGAUAUUCAUUUAUCUCAGAUUCCAUCUGAGGUUGAUUACUUGACUAAUUUAUGUUCCCUUGUUCGAUGGUUAAUUAUGAAUCUCAAGUCAUUGAAGGGUGCUGGUUUCAUUCAAUUUGACAAUGAAGCUGAAGCCUUUUCUAUUCACAAAAAUAAAGUUCAAGUUUCACUGCAUAAGCUUAUCCGCAAAUGUCUCACUUUAUCUCUUAUCGGAAACCAGCAUCUUUGUGAUUCUGUGCUGCUACUUGUUGAGAUGACAGAGGAUAGUUCCGUAAAAGAGAGAUUAAAGAAACUCCCUUUGCUCAACUAUAAAGCUCCACCCGCAGUCCAGGUCCCUUCCUAUUCUAAUACCGAGAGCAUGUUAUUAAAAGAAGAGGAUGCAAUUUGUCAUGCUACAGAGAAAUUGGCUAUCUUAAAGUCGAAGAUCAAGGCUCGCAGCCAAAGGGAGGUUGCUCCAGGGGUUGAUGUUUCAGAUACAGACACCACAUGGACCGUGGCCAAGUCAUGGAUCUCAUGCCCGAUUGGCAUGCUACCUUGCUCUUUUAGUUCAACUCCAGUUCUCCCUGUUCUUGACCAGGUUGAUAUAGAUACCAAAGCUGGAUUGGAGAAGGACAACAACCUCAGUUUCCAUGCAAGUGACUAUAGACAAUUGGUUUAUCCCUCAGAGAUGUCGGUCGCUGAGAGCCCUAACAAAAAACUAAAGACAUCUCAAGAGGUACAAUGCACGUAUUUUCCGGAAUCAACGCGUGCCUUGGAAGGACGAUUAUUGAUCAAUGGUGUAUGGACGAAAGCGAGUGAAGAAGAGUUGUCAAUUAUCCAAUCUCAAAUGAGAAUUUUUGCUUGAUACUUGUCGAUCGUAGUUACAAUUAUUUGUGGAUUGAAUGGACUUCCCAAAUCCUAAAUGAUGUGCAAUUUUGAAACUGAAAGAUGUGUCAAAUGCUAUUUCCUUGCCUUU